Messenger RNA from Echinops telfairi (small Madagascar hedgehog), 2519 nucleotides. It is a transcript of the gene LHX6, whose product is annotated as LIM homeobox 6. Gene Ontology annotation, molecular function: DNA-binding transcription factor activity, RNA polymerase II-specific; RNA polymerase II transcription regulatory region sequence-specific DNA binding. The transcript has 11 exons. Bases 75 to 1427 code for a protein of 450 amino acids. Gene Ontology annotation, biological process: forebrain neuron development; regulation of transcription by RNA polymerase II; neuron differentiation. Gene Ontology annotation, cellular component: nucleus. The record is from RefSeq and is a predicted model, not a curated record. Lineage: Eukaryota; Metazoa; Chordata; Mammalia; Afrosoricida; Tenrecidae.
CCCAGGUGAUAGCCCAGCCUGGGGCCGGCUGCAAAGCGAACACCCGCUGCCUGGAAGGGACCGCGCCGCCCAUCAUGGCCCAGGCGGACGCCGAGGCUCUGGCGGGGGCUCUGGACAAGGACGAGGGUCGGGCCUCCCCCUGUACUCCCAGCACGCCGUCCGUCUGCUCGCCGCCCUCGGCGGCCUCCUCCGUGCCGUCUGCGGGCAAGAACAUCUGUUCCAGCUGCGGCCUCGAAAUCCUAGACCGGUAUCUGCUCAAGGUCAACAACCUCAUCUGGCACGUGCGCUGCCUCGAGUGCUCUGUGUGUCGCACGUCGCUGCGGCAACAGAACAGCUGCUACAUUAAGAACAAGGAAAUCUUCUGCAAGAUGGACUACUUCAGUGUCAUCUCUGUGCUGCCAGGGGGAGAUGAACAAAUGAAGAGCCGAUUUGGGACCAAGUGCGCGAGGUGCGGCCGACAGAUCUACGCCAGCGACUGGGUGCGGAGGGCGCGCGGCAACGCCUAUCACCUGGCCUGUUUCGCCUGCUUCUCCUGCAAGCGCCAGCUGUCCACGGGCGAGGAGUUCGGCCUGGUGGAGGAGAAGGUGCUGUGCCGCAUCCACUACGAUACCAUGAUCGAGAACCUCAAGAGGGCUGCGGAGAACGGGAACGGCCUCACGCUGGAGGGGGCGGUGCCCUCAGAACAGGACAGUCAGCCCAAGCCGGCCAAGCGAGCUCGGACAUCCUUCACAGCGGAACAGUUGCAGGUUAUGCAGGCACAGUUCGCGCAGGACAACAACCCCGACGCGCAGACGCUGCAGAAGCUGGCGGACAUGACCGGCCUCAGCCGUAGGGUCAUCCAGGUGUGGUUUCAAAAUUGCCGGGCGCGUCAUAAAAAACACACGCCGCAGCACCCCGUGCCGUCCUCGGGGGCGCCGUCGUCCCGCCUCCCCUCCGCCCUGUCUGACGACAUCCACUACUCCCCGUUCAGCAGCCCCGAGCGGGCGCGCAUGGUCACCCUGCACGGCUACAUUGAGAGUCAGGUACAAUGUGGGCAGGUGCACUGCCGGCUGCCUUACACUGCGCCCCCCGUCCACCUCAAAGCCGAUAUGGAUGGGCCACUCUCCAACCGGGGUGAGAAGAUGAGGAAACAGGCUCAGAGAGGUGAAGUGAGUUGCCCAAGGUCCCACAGCAAGUCAUCCUCUUUCAGUACUGACGCUGCCGGCACUUCCGCAUCUGUCCAUGGGCACCACCCAACUGCCCCUCAGCCGCUGAAAUCCAGAAUUCAGGCUGGGGCCAGGGAUCCAUUGGCCCCUGCACCCACUCCCAUCCUCCAGCCUGCCCGCCACCAGUCCGGCUGCUGGGCCUGGCCUUCCCCUCUCCUGCUGAGAACCAGAACCUGCCAGGAGCACCACAGGGUCCUCCCCUCAGAAGGCAGAGCUCCCUGACGUUUGAAAACAACAGCCUGUUUUCCCCGCUGAAACGGGGAGUCAUCUUUGACUUAGAACUGAUCACAAUAGCGAAAGGCAGAAUGGAACUGCGUGACGCAACAGGUUUUCUCCCCGCCCCCACCUCCCAUAUUGGCCUUUAUUUACUACUUCCUUGGAACCAUCUCUGGAUUCUGAAUAGCCAACAACCCCCAAUGUCAUCCACUCUGUUGCUUUUGUCUGGAAAAGUCUACAAUGUUUGUGGGAUGUCCCCAAAGGAAAGCUAUGUUCUAAUUUUAUCAUUUCCAUCUGUCUGGUUAUGUCAACUUAAUUCAGAGAGAGAAGAGAGACUGACCAACCCUGAGAGGCCCGGUAGGGUAGAGAUGGAGGCCUGCCCACACCAGAGGCAGAGGGCUAGGUUGGGGCGGGUAGCCACUGACCCCCACUGGUUUGGAGGUGGAGGAGAGGCACUUGGCACAUGGGGCCAGCAAAGGAGCUAGCUGUUCUAAGGAGAGGAAAGAGAAAACUUGGCAUGGAAUGGGCAGCCCCUAACCCUACUAAGCUGGCCAGCAUGGAAACGGGGAACACAGCAGAGAUGGGGUUUGGUCUGCGGACACAUCUUGGAAUGUUUGGGCAGGUUAGAGUUGGGGGCCUCUGUUAGCCACUUGUUGACCCUUGAUGGGACUGGGGGCUGGACUGAGUCUUCUCUGAGGGGACAGUGAUGACAAUUGGGGAACGGAGCCCACUGGUAGGGCGGUCAGCAUGCUAAUUCUGGGCCCACACUGAGUGUAGAAGGGGUGCCUACUGCCUAGGUGGGCGUUCCCACUGCCCGGAGCCUUCCCUGCCCACUUCCGAGAACCGAGGCCAGAGACAGCUGUGCUCACACCCACCCAGCCCUCUUUCCACCUCACACAAAAGGGCGUGGGCUACACGCGACUGUGGUGUGUGUGUGUGUGUUCAGGGGCUAUCCACUUGUCCCGGGGGUUUCCUUUCAUUCCAACACCCAUUGGAGUCGAUGCAUUUCCCCCUAGCACAGCGGUUCCCAACUUGUGGGUCGUGAUCCCUUUAGGGGGUUGGGGGGCUGAACUACCCUUUCACAGCCGUCGCCCGAUU